AUGAAGUUCCUCGUAUUCCUCGCCUGCUUGGCUGUGGCCACAGCCAGCGUUGUGCCCUCCAUGCCCGCCGGCAAGGCGGUGCCCGUGAAGGAUAUGCCACGCGCUGGCAAGAUCGAUGGCCGCAUCACCAACGGCUACCCGGCGUACGAGGGCAAGGUGCCCUACAUCGUGGGCCUGAGCUUCAACGACGGCACCCACUGGUGCAGUGGCUCUAUCAUUGGCCACACAUGGGUCCUGACUGCCGCCCACUGCACGAACACCGCCAACCACGUGCUGAUCUACUUCGGUGCCAGCUUCCGCCACGAGGCCCAGUACACCCACUGGGUGAGCCGCAGCGACAUGAUCCAGCAUCCCGACUGGAACGACUUCCUGAACAACGACAUCGCCCUCAUCCGCAUCCCGCACGUGGACUUCUGGAGCCUGGUCAACAAGGUGGAGCUGCCCAGCUACAACGAUCGCUACAACAGCUUCUCCGGCUGGUGGGCUGUCGCCUCCGGCUGGGGUCUGACCGACAACAACAGCGGCAUGUCCAACUACCUAAACUGCGUGGAUGUCCAGAUCAUGGACAACAACGACUGCCGAAACUACUACGGCGGCAACUACGUCACGGACAACACCAUCUGCAUCAAUACUGAUGGCGGGCGCUCCUCCUGCAGCGGUGACUCUGGCGGCCCCCUGGUCCUCCAUGAGGGCAAUCGCAUCGUGGGCAUCGUUUCCUUCGGCAGCGGAGAGGGAUGCACUGCUGGCAGGCCCGCCGGUUUCACCCGUGUCACCGGUUACCUCGACUGGAUCCGAGACCACACCGGCAUUUCUUACUAA
Molecule: messenger RNA, 819 nt
Organism: Drosophila kikkawai
Lineage: Eukaryota; Metazoa; Arthropoda; Insecta; Diptera; Drosophilidae
Gene: Jon44E
Product: Jonah 44E
Biological process (GO): proteolysis
Molecular function (GO): serine-type endopeptidase activity
Source: RefSeq, a predicted model, not a curated record